Molecule: messenger RNA, 1428 nt
Organism: Saimiri boliviensis boliviensis (Bolivian squirrel monkey)
Lineage: Eukaryota; Metazoa; Chordata; Mammalia; Primates; Cebidae
Gene: LRRC39
Product: leucine rich repeat containing 39
Cellular component (GO): cytoplasm
Molecular function (GO): protein binding
Source: RefSeq, a predicted model, not a curated record
UUCACUUGGUUACAGCUGACUGAGGAUUUUAAUCAUUUGGAGCCACAUUGAAAAAAAAAAUCCCCCCUGAAUCUACUUUUAACUGAUAGUCAUUAACUUUGGUUAUGUGAACUUCAGUGUCCACCGAUAUUUGUAAGUACUCGACAAUGGUCCUUUCUGAAAUGGCAUCUAUGAUUCAGCUAUUCAAAACCUAAUGAAGUUGGUGACUCUAUGACAAUGUGAAGGAAUCAUGACUGAAAAUGUGGUUUGUACUGGGGCUGUCAAUGCUGUAAAGGAAGUUUGGGAAGAAAGAAUAAAGAAACACAAUGAAGACCUGAAGCGAGAGAAGGAAUUUCAAUGCAAGCUAGUGCGAAUCUGGGAAGAACGAGUAAGCUUAACUAAGCUAAGAGAAAAGGUCACCAGGGAAGAUGGAAGAGUCAUUUUGAAGAUAGAAAAAGAGGAAUGGAAGACCCUUCCUUCUUCUCUGCUGAAACUGAAUCAACUACAGGAAUGGCAACUUCAUAGAACUGGUUUGCUGAAAAUUCCUGAAUUCAUUGGAAGAUUCCAGAACCUCAUUGUGUUAGACUUAUCUCGAAACACAAUUUCAGAGAUACCUCCAGGGAUUGGACUGCUUACCAGACUUCAGGAACUGAUUCUUAGCUACAACAAAAUCAAGACUGUCCCCAAAGAACUAAGUAAUUGUGCCAGCUUGGAGAAACUAGAACUGGCUGUUAACAGAGAUAUAUGUGAUCUUCCACAAGAGCUCAGCAAUCUGCUAAAACUUACUCACCUUGAUCUGAGUAUGAAUCAUUUUACUACAAUCCCUCUUGCUGUGUUGAACAUGCCUGCCCUUGAGUGGCUGGACAUGGGAAGCAACAAACUUGAACAACUUCCUGAUACUAUAGACAGAAUGCAAAAUCUACAUACAUUAUGGCUGCAACGAAAUGAUAUAACAUGCUUGCCUGAAACAAUCAGCAAUAUGAAAAAUCUGGGUACUCUUGUUCUCAGCAACAAUAAACUGCAAGAUAUUCCAGUAUGCAUGGAAGAAAUGGCAACUCUGAGGUUUGUCAACUUCAGAGACAACCCACUGAAAUUGGAAGUAUCACUUCCUCCCAAUGAAGGCAUAGAUGAAGAAGAGGAACGGGAAUUAUUUGGUCUUCAGUUUAUGCACACAUACAUACAGGAGUCAAGGAGAAGAGCAGAUCACCAAGUCAUCUGUUCAACUACUUUACCAAUCUCCAUAAAUACGGAUGAGUAAUAUAAUUCAAGAUGCCCUUCUAAAGAGGAUUACUUUGGUGAAUUCUCUAAUGUUUGGACUUCUGAAGUAAAAAGAAAAGCUAUUACCAAAGUUUAAUGAGGCCACAGCAUUUUUUAAAGUUCAUAUUAUCUGCUAUUUAAAGUAUAUAUUUUGAAUAUAAAAAUAUAAUUAAAAAAAUUUUUUUGGUGGAA